Molecule: messenger RNA, 1218 nt
Organism: Populus nigra (black poplar)
Lineage: Eukaryota; Viridiplantae; Streptophyta; Magnoliopsida; Malpighiales; Salicaceae
Product: protein PATRONUS 2-like
Exons: 6
Coding region: 279-866 (195 amino acids)
Biological process (GO): regulation of mitotic cell cycle
Source: RefSeq, a predicted model, not a curated record
GUGGAGAACGGAUCACAUGGUAAGUAAAAGGUAGGGUAUCCUGAACCGAGGAGCAGAAGCACUUAACCCCAAACAACAACACUAGUAAAUCCCCUUCCCAAACAGACCCCAUAGGAACCAGAAUUUCCCCCAUUCCAAUUCAAACUCUCAAGACAGCGCCAACUUUCUUUUCAACCUGCACUUUAGAGGCUAAUUUCUACCGAUUCGCAUUAAAGAAACUGGUAUCUUGAUUUUGUGACCUCACUUGGGCAUUUGGAAGAAAAAGAAAGACAAGGGCAAUGGCUACCCGUGCAACACAGACGCCCCUGAUAAUCCAGGAUGAGAAUUUGGGUGUCAGUCGCAAAAAGGCUGGUUUUGAUGGAAGUGUUAAGCAAUCUAAAACAGCGACGAAAAAAAGUGGAGGAUUUGCGUUGGGAAAUCGAAAGGCGCUCAAUGAUAUUACAAACAAAGCAGUUGUUCGUCAAGAAACAUCUUCUCGGAAAAAGAAUGUGCAAAAGGAAGAGAUCAAUAAUGUAGCCGAGGAAAGAUUUUUGCAUGAUCACAGUAAAUGCAUUGAGGAAAAAGAGGCUACAUCGAUUUCUUCUUUCCUGGACUUGGUCCUUCCUGGGCAUGAUUCAGUAUCAUCUACUGCUGAAAAUCCCGAGGUUAAGCAGGUGAAGGCUGUUCUUCAUACUGAUCCUGGUAGCUGCUUCUAUCCGGAACCGAAAGAAUUGGCCAUACCUGUGUUUUCUGAUUGGUUUGAGUCUUCAACUCAGUGGCACUCUCCUCCAUGCUCUCCUAUUCACUGGGACUCUCCACCAUGCUCUCCUUUUUCAUGGCAAUUUGAAGCUGUUGAAUAUGUGCUGAGGCCAGAAAGUGAUGUUUGAAAGUGACUUAUUUCCUCCCUGCUGUUUGGUUCUUUUCUGCAAGCGACAAUGGUAACCAGAGUCGGUCUCGGUUGGUGGCUGUAGUAUCCGUUCAAUAACAAAGACUUCAAACUGGACUAAUGAUUAAGUACUUGACAUUUUUGAUUGCCAGGACUAUGCAAAUGCAAUCUGUUUUACUUCAGCCCUCCUCGUCCCUUGAUGAAAUCUACUUCUUAUAUGGACGUGGAUCAAUUUUUUCCUGUUUAUGUUUGCUUAGUACAUUCGGUGCUUGCUAUACUUUCCAAGUAUAUAAUAUCGCACAUUUAACCCUAAAGAGGGUCGAUCUAACGAUAAGAAGGUUUGCUUUCUUUUU